CUUUGAUUUUUGAACGUGGAGGGGUGGUAGCUUUUAUUCCUGCAUCUGGCAAUCCCUGACAUGGCUAGUUUGCCAGCAUUCAGAGCAGGGCUGGAUUUCCAGCCUUCUUUCUCCCUUUUGAGUGCAAACAUGAGUGUCAAGGAAAAGCUAAUGAAAGGAUCGGUAGUUGCCGCUAUUAAUAGCCAGUGAGUCACGAAUAGCAUGUAAAAGAGCCUUGAUGGAAGUGUUGGAAGCUAAUUGUUAUCAGAAGACUCGUGCGGGUGGUGGGGAAUGUGGAGCGCGAAGUAAAUGGUGUCUGUGAAGGGAUGUAUAGCGUAAGCAGCGGGUGGAAAGGCAUCAUACGUGUGGCUGCAAAUAAAACGAGGUGAUAGAAAGAAAACGGCCAUGCCCCCAACAUGAUUUUCUACCGGUCGCAUCUCAUUCUAGAAAAGAGUCAGUUACUCCAGGGAGAUUGUAAGCCACUUACAUAGAAUCUUGCAGAGAAUUAUAAAUCAAAGAAGAAGUUGCCGUCUUUCCCUCCGCCACUGUCCUGUCGCGUGACCUUGGGCAAGUCACUUUCUGUGUCUGUGCCUCUGUUUGCCCUCUGGAUCGCUAGUUAGAGUGGAAGCUCUUUGGGGCAGUAUCUUACCUAUCUCAUCUUUGCCAGUCAAGCGUUCGAGGUUACGUCCGUGUCUUUCUGUCUUCCCCCCCGAGGGUGGCUGGAUUUCUGUGUUUUAACAAGACAGUUACUGCAGGAAGGCUGACCUAGAGGCAUAAGAUUUCGCUGUGAAGGAGGGGGUUGGCUGGGAGAGCUGGCUAGCUGCAAAUUCCCUGGUUCUGACGACCCUCCUCUCCUGCUGCUGCUGUGGAUGGAGGACCCGAAUAGCCCAGUUCCCUCAUGUAGGCUCAACUGUGCCACCCCGAGUCCAUGCUCCUGGGGGCCCAGGAAAUGGUGGGGCAGGAUUGGGGUAGUUUUCCUUGCCUUGCCAGGGAGGUGCUGAGCAUAGGAGUGGCAGGCGAGGGGCCCCAGGAGAGGGGGCGUAGGGCCUGCUGUGGCGGGUGAGUAUCUCUGCUGGGCGCCCUUGCCGCUCUCCCAGCUGACAGCCGCCUACGCUUCACAAUCAGAGCCGGUUUAUCGGGAGAGGGGGAACAGGCACUUGGAAGCUUGUUGCCAUCGCCGUUGCCGUGGCAGCAGCAGUCCUGUGUUUCCUGACACGGGGAGAGGUGGGGAGUACAGCAGCUGAGCCGAACGAGGAGGCACCCAGGAGAGUCGAUCCAGCGGGGUCCCCAGGGCCUGCAGGGAGGCUCGCGGACGGAACCCUCUGAACGGGACAUCAGGACCCUGGGAGCCUAGCCACCCAAACAGUGCAUGGAGAGAGUGCAGCAGGGGCCCCAGGCACAUGGAAAGAGCCAGGUCCAUGAGCCCUUUGCGAGGGAUCCACUCCGUAGAUAGUGGGAUAGUUUUAACCAAUGGCACGGACCAUGCCAGGAAGCACGCCAGCCCACCAAUCAGGAGGAGACAUUCUUUGUCUCGUCUCCCCGACGGGGGCGCAGAAGAAUACGGUCCCAUGCGGCCACUGGCUCGAAGGGUGUGGAGUGGAUCGGUGCUGGACCUGCGGGCAUCCUUUCUGGAGAAUGGGAAGAGGGGAGCAGAGCCGGGGGCCUUUCUGCAGGACCCGCCUGGGGUGGCGGAGGGGCAGACAGAAGAGCUGGAGCUCAACAGGGUGAAGUUUGAGCUGUUUUCCCUUAAGCAGAAGCAGAUGGAGAGCUCCCUCGCCAACCUCGAGAGGGAAAAGAGCUGGCUGCAGCUGUCCCGCUACGAAGACCAGAAACAGAGAGGCGACCUGCAAGAGAAGAUCCUUAAUUUGGAGAUGGAAGUGGUCAAAGCCAAAUCCUGUUUGAGCAGAAUGAACCACCGCCCGGUCUCCCCAAGCCCCAGCCAGAGGCUAUCUGCGGGGAAGGAGGAACUGAACCGAGAAAUGACAGCACUUCAGGAAACCCUGAGCGAUUACAAGGAACACAUGAAGGCUUUGGAGGCAGAACGGGAUGAAAUGGCCCAGCAGCUGAACUCAGCCAAAGAGGGGCAACUGCUGGCUUUCAGCCAGACCACCAAGGCCAACGAGAGAGUGACAGAUUCACUCCAGGCGACAAAAGCACUGCACGAGGAACUGGGCAGACUCCAGGCGGCUUACAGCAGCACGAGCCAGGAGAAGGAACUGCUGACUUCCAAGGUGGCCAAGCUGGAGGAGAAAGUAUCUGAGCUGACCCUGAAGCUGAAGCCUGCCCUGUCUGACAGGGAGAGGUUCCUGAAGGAGAAGGAGGCGCUGCAUCAGCAGGUGCAGGAUCUCACCCUGCAGCUGGAGCGGGCGCAGCGGAGCCGCGAGGGAGUCAGCAGCCAAGUGUCCGACCUUCACGUGGAACUGGCGAAUGCCAAGGCCCAGGCCAACCGCCAGGACCAGGAGACAGUCCUGAUGAAGGAGGAGCUGGUGACCCUCAGACAGGUGAAUGAGAAGCUGUCCUCUGAGCUGGGUCAGAGUCAUCAGAGCCUGGAGACAGCCCUGGGGCAGCUCGACCACCUGGAGGUGGAGAAGAAGAUCCUGACCAGCGGGCUCCAGGCCCUGGAGGCGGAGCGCGUGCAGCUGCUGGGAGAGCAGGAGGCGCUGACGUUGGAGCUGCAGAGAGAGGCGGGAGGCCCGGGGCAUGAGGUGGCCGCUCUUCAGACGGCCUGUGAAGGGCUCAGAGCUUCGCAGUUCCAGCUGCAGGUGGAGAAGGGGGCCCUGCAGGCUCGCUGCCUGGAGCUGGAGGCUGCCCUGCGGCACAAGCAGGAGGAGCUGUGGGGCCAACUCACUGAGCAGCAGCAGGUCUCCCAGCACUGGAAGGAGAGGUGGCACCAGCCUGCCAUGGCCCUGAAAACCAAGGAGGAGGAGCUGGACCGAGCCCACGCCGCACACAGGAGCCUGUCUGCCAAGCACGCCGAGCUCCUGGAGGACUGCGAGUUGCUCCAGGUAGAUGUGGAGGAGCUGGCUGAGCUUAGAGGUGCCCUGCGCAGCCUGAGGGAAGAAAACGGAGACUUAACGAGACAGCUGAGGGAGCAGCAACAAGCCACCCAGCUGCUGCAGCUCCAGCGAGAAGCGGCCACAAACGCAUCUGUACAGGGAUCCGGCUCGGAGACGGCGUCAGAACACGAGGCCCUUUACAAGGAGAUCCAGGAAACCCACGACAGGAUAAGGAGGCUGGAGGAGGAGAAAGCCGAGAUGAAGUCUGAGAUCAGGAAGCUGAAGCGGGACGGGGCUUCCGUCCUACGGAUCGAACUGGACGCCUGUAGGCAGGAGCUGGAUCUGGAAAAAAGCCGCAGCCAGGCUCUGAAUGGCAAAGUGCAGCUGCAGCAGUCCAGGAGCUGGGACAACGCUACUCCGCCCCACGAGCUCAAGUUGCCAGCAACCUCCAAUUCCAGAGCAACAUCUGGCUCAGAGAGGGAUUGUCCUGUGUCCUCUCCAGGAAGGUGGGAGCCACAGCAUGGUUUCUCUCAGAUUUCCAGUCCUCGUGGAGAGCCCCCGGCCGUGGAGAGCCCCCCGGGCUUGGUGCUCUCAAGGGGCCUGCCUGAAGCGGAGAGCCUGAAGCAGAGGCUCCAGAAGGAGAUUGCGUCCCGGCAGGAACAGGAGGAGCUGAUCUGGUCUCUGAGAGAGGAACUAGAGGAACUAAAACAGAAGCAGCCAGGAGACAUCAAGCUUAAAUUUGUCUCUCUCGUGCUUCAGGCCUCCCUGGAGGAAGUGGACACUGAGUUAGUCCUGGUCCGAGGAGAGCUGCAAAAGGUUUGGGACAUGCUGAAAACGCGGGAUAUGGCGCUGGAAGAACAGUACCUGGCAUUAGAAUCGGCCAGGAGCCAGUAUGCUGAAUGCAGCUCAGAGAAGCUGAGACUGGAACAGCUCGUCGCCGCCCUGGAGCACCAGCUGGCAGACAGAGAACAGGCCUUGAGGCACCUCCGACAAGCCAGCGAGAUGGAAAAAACCGAGCUGGAGAUCAAAGCCUCCUCCUUAGAGCUGAAGCUGGCAGAAGUGGAGGUCCUGAGAGACAGCUCCUCCCGACGCGACCCAGUGUCCAGCCCCCCGGAGGCACAGAGCUGGGGCCCAGGGCAGAGCCGCUCCCAGGGGAAGUGCUCCCGGUGCGAUGCCUUUCUGGGCCAGCUGAACAAGAUGAUUCAAAGCUGUACAGAGAAAGGGGCUGCCCGGCAGAAGGAACAGGCCCUGGCCUACCUGUGUGAGCUGCAGGGACUCCUCCAGAGUCCCCAAGAUGUCUUGUGGGCCCCCUCCGUCCCCUGGGGCAAGGAGUCACGCACGAGAGGGAACCGAGAGAGCCAAGUCUAUUCAUCCGCUCUGCCCUGCCCCCUGGGGCUGUUUCUCCACAGGGGCUGGCUCAAGGGCUUGUUCAGACAGAGGCAGCAGCUGGAGUCAGGGCCCAGGAAGCUGCCAAGAGAGCAGAAGGACGAGUGCUCGGUGCAGCAGUGGGCGAAGAAAUCGCCAGUGGCAGCUGCGGGGUUGACGCCGCCUGUGCCGGGGGACCGGGGCUUCUCCACCAGCACCGAAGACGCCCGGAGCCUCAGGCUGCAACUGCAAGAGAAAACAGAAAUGAUCUCUGCCAUGGCCGCUGAGAUCCAGGGGCUGCAGCAAAAGAACGAGCACCUGAUGAAAGCGAAACUGCAGUUUCAGCAGCAAAUCCAGGAUAUCCGCAGCCUCCAGCAGCAGCAACUGGAAAGGAGCGACUCAGACCGGUUGGUUUCUAGGCCCUCCAGCUGGCAGGAGUGGGAUGGCUCUGCAUAUCCAGCUGGGGGCAACCCCUUUGCUUCCUCCUUCUGCCCCUUGCCCAGCAGAGAGGCCCCGUACCUCGCCAGGCAGGCGGGGCUGCCCAUGGCAGGAGAGGAGCAACGUUGCUUCAGUUCUGAAAGCAGCAGCAGCCUGUUCCCCAGGCCCCUGGCAGGGAAGCCGUCUCCCCCUUCCUCGCUGCCCCUCCCAGCUUCCUCCACAGCAUCGGGGAAAGCCUCCCCCGAGGCCAGAUCCUCCCCCGUGAGCCCCCGGGGUCAGCCGAUCAGCCAGGAGUCCCCGGAGUCAGCCGAUCAGCCAGGCCCAGGAGUCCUCGUACACUCCCAAGGGGGCAGUGCUGCUCUCGCCGAGACCCUUCCGGGCGCAGCGAUCCACCUCGCCCUUUAA
Molecule: messenger RNA, 5183 nt
Organism: Pelodiscus sinensis (Chinese soft-shelled turtle)
Lineage: Eukaryota; Metazoa; Chordata; Testudines; Trionychidae
Source: RefSeq, a predicted model, not a curated record